Messenger RNA from Diorhabda sublineata, 639 nucleotides. RefSeq names its product protein FAM200C-like. Lineage: Eukaryota; Metazoa; Arthropoda; Insecta; Coleoptera; Chrysomelidae. Bases 1 to 639 code for a protein of 212 amino acids. The transcript is spliced from 2 exons. The record is from RefSeq and is a predicted model, not a curated record.
AUGGAUGACGCGGAACACACAUUUUUCGUAUGUGCAAAAUGGAACCCACAGCGAAUUGAAGUUGAACAAUGUGUAGGAGAAGCACUUACUCCAGAUAAUAUUUUACACCAUAUGUUACAGGAUGAAAAAAAAUGGAACAUAGUAUCGGUUAUGAUCCAAAAAAUAAUAGAGACAAAAGAAGAAGAUAGAAUUACUGUUACGUAUAAAAUAGCACAUAUACUUGGAAAAAGGGGUAAACCAUUUAGUAAUAUUGUUGAAGCAGUGAGUAUGCUAGAUCCAAGAAAUGUCGACAAAUACAAACAAUUACCUCUUUCCAGAAGAACUAUAACGGAUCGACAGCACGAAUUAACGCAAAAUGUAAUAAAGCUUUAUAAACUUCAUAAAAUUAUACAAAAUGAAGAUGUUUAUUUUUCAAUUGCUUCAGUUAAAAGCACUGAUAAAACAGAUUCGGCACAAGUUUUAUAUUUUAUUCGUGCUUUAACUAAAGAUUUUCAAUGUUACGAAGAACUACUUGCGUUGGGUACACUAACUGGAAGAACUCGCGGAGCCGAUAUUUUCGAAAACUUCAAAGAACUAUGUAAUAAAUCACAAUUGAAUGUCAGUAAUUUAGUCAGUGCCUGCACCGAUGGCGCACCUUGA